This is a messenger RNA of Lachnellula hyalina, 786 nucleotides long. RefSeq names its product ER membrane protein complex subunit. The coding region runs from base 1 to 786 and encodes 261 amino acids. NCBI's taxonomy places the organism in Eukaryota, Fungi, Ascomycota, Leotiomycetes, Helotiales, Lachnaceae. Gene Ontology annotation, cellular component: EMC complex; membrane. The transcript is spliced from 5 exons. Gene Ontology annotation, biological process: protein folding in endoplasmic reticulum. The record is from RefSeq and is a predicted model, not a curated record.
AUGGCGCAAGUCCCUGUGCAAACGAUCCAUAGGGAUCCCCAGCUCUUCUACUGGAUUCUGAUCCCCAUCACAGUGGUCAUGAUCUUAACAGGUGUUCUCCGCCAUUAUGCAACGGUUCUCAUGGCCACAGCCCCGAAGAAACAAGAACUGCCAGCCAUCAAAGAACAGCGCUCCCUCCUUCGCGGCGUCAACCUCCGCGCCAACGCGAAUGUCAUCUCCGCUCCCUCAUUCCAAGCUCGAAAAGACUACCUUGUCGCAGCAUAUGAAAGCGGGGCGUUCUUAAAGGAACCAGAUAAGAAGGGCCAGGCUGCGCCGAAUCCCAUGACGGAUCCGGCGGCUAUGGAGGGCAUGAUGGGUAUGAUGAAGGGGAAUAUGGCUAUGAUUGUGCCGCAGACAUUGAUUAUGGGGUGGAUCAAUGCUUUCUUUAGUGGUUUUGUGAUCAUCCGGUUGCCGUUCCCCUUGACUAUUAAGUUCAAGAGCAUGUUACAGGCAGGUGUAGCAACCAAGGAUAUGGACCCGCAGUGGAUGUCUUCCAUUUCCUGGUAUGUGCUGUGUAUCUUUGGAUUACAAUCGGUGUUCAACUACCUUCUGGGAAGUGACAAUGCUGCAAGCCAAAUGCAACAGCAGAUGGGACAGAUGGGUCCAGGUGCUGGAGCUCAGAUGUUCGGUCCAGGUGUCGAUCCUGACAAGCAGUUUCAGGCCGAGAUAGAAAAUCUGAACGUGUUAGCUCACCACUAUACCUUGGAGGGCGUUGAGGAUAGACUGUUGCAGACGGUGGUGGUUUAG